This is a messenger RNA of Psammomys obesus (fat sand rat), 1588 nucleotides long. RefSeq names its product VRK serine/threonine kinase 2 (gene Vrk2). The transcript has 13 exons. Gene Ontology annotation, cellular component: nucleus; cytoplasm. The record is from RefSeq and is a predicted model, not a curated record. Gene Ontology annotation, biological process: peptidyl-serine phosphorylation; signal transduction. The coding region runs from base 74 to 1588 and encodes 504 amino acids. Gene Ontology annotation, molecular function: protein serine/threonine kinase activity; ATP binding. Lineage: Eukaryota; Metazoa; Chordata; Mammalia; Rodentia; Muridae.
GGACCGGCGGCCGCUCCCGCCGGGCAGCAGCGCUCCGCUGCGGUUUGGAUUUCCCGCUCCGCCCCAGGACGUGAUGGCACCCAGAAACAAGUACAGGCUUCCAGUGCCACUUCCAGAAGGCAAGAUUCUGGAAGACAUGGAAGGAAACCGGUGGGCCCUGGGCAAGAUGAUAGGCUCUGGAGGGUUCGGACUGAUAUACUUAGCUUUCCCCACAAAUAAACCAAACAAAGACGCAAGGCAUGUAAUAAAAGUGGAAUAUCAAGAAAAUGGCCCAUUAUUUUCAGAGCUUAAAUUUUAUCAGAGAGCUGCAAAAAGAGAAUAUAUCCAUAAGUGGAUAGGACAGAGAAAGCUUGAUUACUUGGGAGUUCCUGUAUUUUAUGGAUUUGGUCUGACUGAUUUCAAAGGAAAAAGUUACAGAUUCAUGGUAAUGGAAAGACUGGGGAUGGAUUUACAGAAGCACUUAGACCAGAAUGGCACAUUUAAAAAGUCAACUGUCCUACAACUUGGAAUCAGGAUGCUGGAUGUACUGGAAUAUAUACAUGAAAACGAAUAUGUUCACAGUGAUAUAAAAGCAGCAAAUCUACUGUUGGGUUACACAAAUCCAGAUCGGGUUUAUCUUGCAGACUAUGGACUUUCCUACAGAUAUUGCCCCAAUGGGAUCCACAAACAGUACCAGGAAAAUCCCAGAAAGGGCCAUAAUGGGACAAUAGAAUUCACAAGUUUGGAUGCCCACAAAGGAGUAGCCCCUUCCAGAAGAAGUGAUGUUGAGAUCCUCGGUUACUGCAUGCUGCGCUGGCUAUGUGGGAAGCUACCUUGGGAAACAAACCUGGGGGACCCUGUGGCCGUCCAGACUGCUAAAACCAAUCUGCUGGAUGAGCUCCCGGACUCGGUGCUUGCAUGGGCUCCUGCUGGAAGCAGUUGCUAUGAACUUGCCCAGUUCUUGGUGUGUGUUCAUAAUUUAGCUUAUGAUGAAAAGCCAGACUACCAAAAGCUCAAGAAAAUUCUGAAUCCAGAUGGAGCACCUUUCGGGCCACUGGAAUUUUCCGCUAAAGCACCAAGUGUCAGCGUGUGUACCCCCACCCAUCAAAAGGUUGAUUCACCAAGGGUUACAACAAAACCAGCUAAUGAGUUCUCAGGUAAGCCCACAGAAAAAGUCAGUGGAGAGACAAGUGCAGCUCGGAGAAAGGAGCAUGAGGAGAGGCCAGCCAGAGCACCGAGGAGCACAGCAGCAGUGCAGGAAAACUCUAGAAGAGGAAACAUUUAUGAGUACUCCGAUCUUCUGAGUGACAUGCACAGUCUUCGACAGACAUCCAGCUAUAUGAGUUCCCAAAGGCCAUACUACAAGCCCUAUACGCCCAAUCUGGACUGUACCAGUAGAGAUCCAGUCAGGAAGCCAAGAUCCGCAUCUUGGCACAGAUACACUUCCACAGGUGACAUGGGAGUCACAGACCUGGAAAGUCCUUCGAGACUUUGGCCGUCAGUUUUUCAGCUGACUCUGAGUGAAGAGACAAAGGCUGACGUGUAUUACUAUGGACUCACUAUAUUCUGCCUGCUGACAUUAGUAUGUCUUGCUUUGUAUUUUCUCUGA